Messenger RNA from Macroventuria anomochaeta, 1854 nucleotides. RefSeq lists its product as uncharacterized. The transcript is spliced from 4 exons. The coding region runs from base 144 to 1844 and encodes 566 amino acids. Lineage: Eukaryota; Fungi; Ascomycota; Dothideomycetes; Pleosporales; Didymellaceae. The record is from RefSeq and is a predicted model, not a curated record.
CACAUACAAAGUGACAUAAUCGCUGUCACUGUUAUUUGCGCAUCUUCGUGUCUGCCUUGCUUGUACUCUACUUGAACAUCUGGUAAAUUAUUCUUCACCACCUCACGAUUAUUCGUCGGCCGCCGUCACAGGUAGCGGAAAUCAUGUUCUCCGCCGAAGAUGCGAAAGAGGUGUUCCAACUGCUCUCAUUAGAGGGUGAUCUCAGCAACCCUCUGAUUCUCUCUUCGCGUGGCGAUGGAUUUGUGACACGCAAACAUACCCGUCGAGCAUUCGAGGAUCUUGUCACAGAAGAUGCGUUUGCACGCAAACAUGGUCUGUCGCACAGCAGUCUGGAUAUUCUCAUCGAUCUGUCAGAGCUACACAUAGUCGAGGUGAAUGGCUACCUCUAUAGUACCGCGUACGAUAUGACUGCAUCGGGUGCUAUUGCAAACUUACUCAGGGAAAAUCUCCAAAAGCUGCAGGCUGCCGAUCUGAAGUCGACAGAUGUCCCUGGAAACCCCCCCACAUGGUUUAUACAUCGCACUGUCAAUAGCCUGCUGAAGGAACCGGACUUCGCUGGCAAACUACACGUUCAUGGACUACCAAGCCGCGUUCGUUGCACCCCAGUACAGCUGAUUAAACAGACCCAUGAUACCGUCAUCAACAAUUUGCAGUCAGGGAAGACCGCCUAUAUCGACCUGCAAAUUUUUCAACGCGACAAUGAAGCAAUAUAUUCGUCCAUUGAAGAGGCACAGGCGGCCCUGGAAAGUACAAAAGGCAUCGAGAUUGUAGAGACAUUUGCAAUCUCGGAAGCUUGGAUCUCAAAGUCCAGUAUGGAAUGUUCGUCAGGCAUGGCUCGAGACGGAGGCGUGGAGAUAAGGGUGAGUGCAUCUGAGCUUCGAGCAAACCAUUUUCCUGGCAGUAUACUUGCGACUGUCAUUGACAAGGUCGAACAUGCAAUCCGUGCUAUUUCCCCAAAGAUACACCGUGUUGGCGAUUGCAUAUUGAGUGAAUACGGCUACGAUCAGGACCGUAACAUUCUAUUUGACCUCGCCAAAGCUGAUGCCGCUUCUCAAUGGCAGCAACUCAAAGAGGUCCCAAAGGCGGAUGUCAAGUAUUCACUGUCAAGUAUCAUUGACCAAAUUCCAAACCGCGGUUUAGUCUUGCGAGAUCUGGUCAAAGAGAGGACCAUACAACGCGCGCUUGACGACGCUUUCUCUAUCAAGAUCUCUGAGCUCGAAAAGCAGAACGAAGCCGAGUUCGCAGACUACUGGACCGAUCGUGUAGUCACACGCGUGGCAAUUUAUUCCCAAGGUCUGACCGCAAUAGAAGACCAGAAGCUGCGCGAUCAACUGUCGGAGCUAUUCGCUCAGUACUUACAAAAGGGUCUCAUGCCGGAUACGAUAUCAAAGGUUACUUCACAAGGACUUGUUUUGAGCCGAAAAACUCGCAAAAACAUCCAAAAGCUAGAGUCUGCUCUGAGCGCUGGCAACAUGGACGUAUCAGCGCUUACGACGUCUCUUGAUAAGUUCAACAAGAAGCAGUCGAUCGAUGCACCUGUAGCCUCAGCUUUAGGAUCCUCCAAAGCAGCGAUGCUCGGCGACAUGGCACGCAGAAUGCAAAAGCAGAAGUCUGACGGUCCCCUCCUCUUCCUGACGCUGGUUGUUUUUCUCUUCGCCAAACACAACGCUGGUGUUGUCUAUGCAACUGGCAAGUUCGCACCCAAGCUGCUGAAGCAACUCAGGGCUAUCCUUGACGCAGAGCAGUAUGCACGGCUGGAGGCGUGGAAAGAAGCUGCAAGGGCCGGCACGCUGAGUGCGGAAGAUAGAGACGGCAUGAAGAAGAUGGUCGAAGCUGGGGUCUAAUAUCCACUCC